UGCUGGUCUCUGCAGUAGGGUAUCGUUGCGAUUGGGAUCAUCGGGUGACUCGAAUAAUACCAAUGUAAAUAUUGUUACAGCAGGCUUCAGAGUUGGUGAUACAAUUUUAGCGGAUUUGGGUUAUAAAGUAUUAUUUUAUUUCGAAAAGAUCUCCUGUCAUCAUGCGGAUCAUAUUCAUCAACUAUCAGCAUGGUGAUCACAUUGUAAGAGUGAUCUGAUUUCUCCCAUAGGAGUAAUCAGAAAGAUAUGAAGAAGAACCUAAUAAGUUUUGCAAAACAAAUGAUGUCUACUACUUCACAAAGCCAUCUACAGAGGCCAGGCAGCACAGCCUCUCUUUCCUUCCCAAAGGGAUUGUUGAAUGCACCGGGGGAAAAUAACUGUUUCCUAAACAGUGCUGUGCAGGUGUUAUGGCAUCUGGAUAUUUUCCGUCGGAGCUUUCGUAACUAUGUUGGUCACGCCUGUAUGGGAAACUCGUGCAUAUUCUGUGCUCUUAAGGUUAUCUUCACCCAGUUCCAGUAUGGUGAGGAGCAAGCAUUACCCCCUGAUGCUUUGCGUCAUGCUCUUGCUGAAAACUUCAAAAACCAGCAGCGGUUUCAACUUGGCUGUAUGGAUGACGCAGCUGAAUGCUUUGAAAACAUUUUGUGUCGCAUUCAUUUCCAUGUAGCUCAUGAUAUUAGGGAAGAUCUGUGCAAUGUCAAACAUUGUGUACCUCAUAGGAAAUUUGGAAUGACCCUUCUUGAAAUUAGUAAAUGCAGAUGUGGUGCCACCUCUGAGCCAUUUCCCUUCACUCAAAUGGUUAGUUAUGUAUCCUGCAAAGCAUUAUGUUCUGAAUUUCGGAAGAGUAAGAUACAGCGAGUACCCCGAACAUUGUCAUUUGGAGAAUUGUUACACCGUGCAAAUGCAGUGGGAGAUAUACGAGCAUGUCCUAGUAACUGUGGAAAGAAAAUUCAAAUACAACGAAUAGUAACAAAUAGUCCGGAAGUUGUAAGUAUUGGUCUUGUAUGGGAUACGGAUAGACCAAGUGUAGACCAUAUCAUGGAUGUGAUCAAGUGCCUUGGAACCACAUUAUUGCUUAAAGAUAUUUUCUCUAAAGUACUGGAUGAUAAAACAAGAAUGACAAAUUUCAUCCUCGUAGGUGUGGUCACCUACUAUGGCAAGCAUUAUUCAACUUUCUUCUACAACACUCGAUUUAGGAUGUGGAUAUAUUUUGAUGAUGCUACUGUAAAAACAGUUGGACCUAACUGGCGUGAUGUCGUUGAACGUUGUCGCAAGGGUCACUACCAGCCACUCCUCCUGAUCUUUGCCGAUCCUAAUGGUCAAGCGGUCUCAAUGGACACGGCACCAAAAAACACCUUUCUUGUCAAUGGACCUCCAGACUCAGAUGGAAUUUCUGAUACUGACACUUCAGAGCAACAUGAACCAGAAGUCUUUUCAGCUGGGGUCAGCCCACUGUCAAUCAACCACAACCAUUACAAUAGUACUUGUAGCUCAACAAGUACACAGAGUUACAAGAGUUUUACUUCUUUCGAUUCCACCAAUACAGUCAUCUACAAACCCCCAGCUGAUCACACUUGUAAAACACCAUCAAUUAAUGACAGCAGACCUCCUAAACCAGCACGAUCAAGUUCAUCAGAUAUGUUCCGUGAAAUUCAACCCAUACCAGAGUUCAAACCUCAAGUAGAAUCAGUUGAUGCUGUUGGAGGUUACAAUAGAAGAACAUCAAGAACCACAGCCAGCAACCAAAAUUUUGGGGUUGUUGAAAUUGGGAAAGAUGUGAGGAAAAUUAUUUCAACAGGAGGAACAACCAAUUUCUGUGAUAGUUACAUUAAUGAAGAGAGAAAACGGCUGGACGAGUACGCUAAACAGAAGAAGGUACGAGACCAGCACCGAGAUAUAGCAGAUGAAAUGGUGCCAAUUUUAAGAACUGAAAAUCAUCAACCUUCCAACAUGCAUUUGCCUAAAUUUCCAGCUAGUCGGGAUUUAAUUGAUUUUACACAGGAAGAGAAGAUGUCUAAAAAGUUGGGUGACAGUCCGAGGACAAGUGGUGAGUAUGAUGACCAACUGAUGUGGUCGGACAAUACAAAUUCUCAAUCAGUAUCUACAGCGCCUCAAAGAACUCUAAGCACCAGUACCUUGGGUUUAAAGCCCAAAAGACAGCCAAGUUUUCAGUAUGCCAUUGGGACAAGCACAGUAAACUCUUACAGCACAUCUGCACCAAAACCAGAGCUUGCAGGAUCCGCUAGAAAUACAAAUGUAUCUGAAAUAGGAAGACCUCAACGUGCAAUGAAUAAAUCAGAGCCUGUUAGCUCACAAGCAAGCUACAGGACUGAUUAUAAUUGUGGAGUUCAACGGUCAAUCAAUGGGAGCAGGUCUCAAACUGUAAGGAAGGCUCAUACACAGGAUAAGUUCUCUUCAUAUAGAAUGCAAACACCAACGAAUCUUGAAAGUUUCACUGUUGACUCAAAUCAAUCUAGCAAUUGGACAGAGAAUCCAACAGACAUUCGAAGAUCUCUUGUGUCGUCCUUGAGCGUUCCAGAUUUGUCAGAGAAAUUGGCACAGAUGUCAAAAGAGGAUCCUAUAAAUGACAAUGGUUACAGUGGAUCCCUCAAGGGCAGUCAGUGGGAUCCUCAAUUGAAAUCACAAUUUGGAAGCCAGCCUGAUUUACAUGUGGAUAAACCGGAAUUGAAUACAAGUUACUCAAGUUCUAUGACUUAUGAAAGACCUGUGCAAGGUGUCCAGUUAAAUACUAGGCUACCUAGUAAUAAAAUGGCUAUUUACAAGCCAGCUCCAACAAUACCACAUAAUACAAAUAGAACCACAUCAGCAAGUGGAUAUAAUAUCCAAAACGGAUUUCUUACCCUACCACGUAAACGUCAGAGCUCGUGUUCACAGAAUGCUCCCAUGAAAGGGGAUCAUGUCUCAGAUAUGGUAGUCAAAGGGAACCACCCAAUAGCUCAAAGGUCGGAUUACUACGACAGAGCACAAAGAUUUAUCCAAGAGCCACAACCUGUAAGUGCUACAUUGACACCAGUAGUGCUUGAUCAGUUCCAGCAAACAAACCUAUAUUAUACAGGAAUAACACAGCCAACGAUUUCUAAGGCAGAUGCUCUAGAGGUUGGUUCUCUUGGACGUGAUUCAGGGUAUCGUAGUGGAGAUCGUAACAGCACAAGCUCCGGCAGUAUCUACUCAAUUGACAUGCUAGCUGAUUAUCUGCCGUCUAAUGGUUCUUCUAAUAGCAGAACUGAGACUCACCAACAACACUCAAGGACAACUUAUGAGAAUGUUGACAAGAGAGAGAGCAGGGAUACACACACUCCUACACAUCAGUCUUUGGGAGACUUAUUCGAUGAAGCUGACAAGUUGAUUAGAAAAUCCAGAAUAGCUGAGGAUAGUGACGAUCUUGCUUCUGCACUCUCUAUGAUAACAAAUUCAAUAUUGAACAUAAAACAGGCGUUGAAAUAUUCUGAGAUAGACUCUCAGACCAGGGUUUUACUGGAGGAUAUGUAUCAGUCAACUGUUUCACGCUCUCGGAGCCUACAUAGCCGUUUACAAAUGCUACAGCGACAGGACUCUAGUCAGUCAAGCAAUGCAGAUGAGGAUUUAAGUUCUUUGCCCUAUGAUGGUCAGCUUAGCGGUCAGUUCCAGAAGAUGAACUUGGCAAGUGUUGUACCACAUAGUACGACAUUCCAAAAUUCAACUCAAACCCAAGGCUCAGAAAGAUUCCCAACCACCGAACCACUCAACAGGUAUAGGCAGAGUAACACUGGUACCUAUGCAGCCCCUAUGUAUCCCAAAAUUCCUAAACAAUAUAUUUCAACAUCAACAAAGUUGCAAGGUAUAUAUAGUCAGCCAGCUCAAAGUAAUUACCCACAGUACAGUAGAGAUCUGCGAUCAGAGGUUACUAAAUUGAAUGAUAUUUCACAAGUAGAGGUAAAAUAUACCCAGCCUCAUAACCUCUAUCGGGCCGAGUCACACAUCAAGGGCAGAGAUAUGCCUCAGUAUGCUAGCGCAGCAACAGCCCCAUUAGAGAGGCCUCCCUCAUCUAGACUACAGAGAACCCACAGUGAGGAAUUACUUGACGGCUACACUGGACGACGACAAUCUGUAAAAGAUAAGAUCAGCAUAUUUGAAAACCAACAAGUAAAUGGAAUUCAAACGGAAAGAGGUGGUCACUAUACUGGUCAAGAUCUGUACAGACCGCCAUCAAGACCAGCAUGUGAUUACUCCCAAGAGCAGCCAACUUACAAGUCAAGUAAUCGACCUAUCAGAAGAACCCAAACAUUACCGUCCAAUGCACAAACUGUAGUAACUAUGACUACUACGUCACUGAAUGCAGUCCGGAUGUCUACACCUGGUGGAAUACUGGUAGGCGAUAAGACUGACGUAUUGUCUCAUACAUCGGAUAUUAGGGAACCAGUCGGGAGUACAACGUCAACAGAUGAAAGAUUAGCAGAGCUUGCCAAGCAAAACAUUGAUAGCUUCCAAUGCAGCCAGAGAUUUUCUCGGUUUGCGGCGUCAUAUUGUACACUAACACGGUCAAAAAACCAGUGCACAUAACCCAAAGGAUUUCAGUAGCUUUAGUACAAAUAGUGAUUUUGCUUAUAGAAAUAUUUGCUAAUUGUGCUAAUUGAAAUUAAUUUUCAAUUUUGCAGUUGUAGCUCAUGGAGUAAUAGGGCUAGUCCGGUAAUCACAAUUUAACGUGAUUGUUUUUAAAAUCAUGUAAAUCUUGUAUCAUGGCCAAGUAUGUGAGAAGGUAGUAGAGCUGGGCACACUUUAUCAAGAGUCGUCCACUGACGCUAUUCAGUGUAUGUGAUUAUUUUUAAAAUGGUAUACUGUAUCUUGUUUCAUGGCCGAUUACAUGAGAAGUAAGUAAAGAUGGGCAGACACUGUGGUAAUUCGAUUUCACAUUGACAGAAACAUGACGAGGCAAGCAUGACAGAUCAUUUUCAGAAAUAAUCCACUCAGUCUGAUGAGAGUCAUCACAUGGGAGAAACACAGAGCAGCGGUAUAUUCGUCUACUUGGCUAAAUAUACUACAGUACCCAGUGUAGUGGAGUAAAGUAUAGUAUAGGAACGACUUUUGUGGUGUUGCCAAAAUAUAUUUUCAGCAUUUUGAUUACUGUUACUACACUCUGCCAGCUGAGAUAAACUACCUUCGUCAAUUCCAGCAGAGUAUUUUCUUUGGUCUUAGGCCUGGACACGACCUUGUCACUUCUGCUAUGAUAAAUUAUCAAUGAUAACCCAUGUCACAAGCUAUAUAUAGAAUAUAGCCGUGGAGCAGUAGCUAGGGCUAGAAAAAGUGUCGGAGGUAUCACAAAUGUCCCGGAGGCAUUUUUGAGGGAAAAAAUUUUAAAAAAUAAACUGUUGGGCUAUAUAGUGUACAUUUAACAUUUGAUGCUGGAGAGAAAUUUUAUCAAACAAUUUUCAUUGUCGGAGGCACACACAUUUUUUUCCAGGCCUGGCAGUAGCAGAAAACAUCCAAGUGCUCUUCACUACUGAAGUAUAUGCAUUCCAACGAUUGGAUAAACUUGUACGUAUUCUAUGUGCUGAUGAUUAGUCUGCGGAUAUAUAAUUGCAGUAAUAUAAAGUAUUAACUCCAUUCCUGUUUAAAUGUAAAAUUGUGCUUUAAUGUUUCCUAGUGAACUAGACUUAAACCUUGAUUGACAAAUAACAGCAAUUUGCGUAAAAAUAAACAAAAUAUUUAGAUAUAUUUUAUGAUACCUUGAACAGAGUGUAAAUAUGCGUUUUCCUAAACUACUAGAUUUUGAAUCCAGAGAAUUUAGUGCAACAUGUUAUAUAUUAGACGAUAACAUUUAUGUUAUAUAUUGACUAUAAAGUUGCCUUAAGUUGGAAACUUUAUAUGGUGCAUUAAAUAUAGUUUAAAUAAGAGUUUUUAGUUUUAAGAUGAUAUUCGCACAGUAUAGUCCUGUGAGUACUUACUGUAGCUGUAUGUAUGCGUGAAAAAAAAAAGUAGAGUCAGCAAGUCCAUGAGUAGAUCACCAAGGAGGUAUUAAAUCCCAUAAUAAGAUGUUUAAUAAUAUUAUUUAAUUUAGCUUGCUAUUUUUUGUAAACAUCAAAAAUAAUAUCAGGCCUAUACCACUUAAAAAAGCAAUUAAAAAUAUGUUGAAUCUGAAAUAUUUUCUAAAUAAUAUAUUAAGACUCAUAUAAUGACUUAGAGUUAUCAUGUUAUCUUCCCUCUCAGAUAUUCUGCUCUGUGGGAGGGGGGAUGGUGGAGAUGGUGCAAAGCAAUAUCGUUCCAGUGACUAAUCAACGAGAGACAAAUCUUGGGGCUGUAUACCUAAAGCUUUGUCUACACUAUCAAAUUUUCUUUAUACUGUAUUAUAUAGUGAUGAUGUGCCUAUAUAUGGUGAUGAUGUGAUCAUGAACAUAUUUGGGCAUGUCACAUGUUUUUGUCAAAUAAAAUUUGAUAGUCUGGACAGGGCUUAAAAAGGCCAAAAAAAGAUCAAUUUACUCACAUUUUUUUAAAUUUGUAAAGUAUUUUUAUUUGCAUUUUUUCAGUGAGUUAGGGGCAGGUGAGGAAGGCAAACGAACAUUUUUUUUGGCCUUAAUGAUGAGUUAAUCUAAUAUAAUUCUCAAGUUACAUCCUAUAUACAUUGGGAUGGUUCGCCUGUUAAACAGCAGUCCUAAUAAGCCUGCAUCAGUCCUGCAAUUUAAAAAAAAAUUGAAAUAUCCAGAAUUUGCCUGUUGUUCUUAGAGAGUUUAUAACAAAAACGUAUAAAUAAAUGUUGGUUAUACCAAGGUUAUAAUGUAUAUAAUUCCUUAAUCAGAGAUAAUUUUUUUGUGAAAUUCAGGAGAGAAAAAAAGCAGAUCUGCACGGCAAAUUAUAAUUGUGCUUUUACAGUUAAAUGACUUCCUUGUUUAUUUAUUCUAUGCAGAAUAACAUAGCUUUUAGAUACACCAUGUUUUGCCUUGCACCUCUAACAUUAAUCUAAAAGGUUUCUGUUGAAUUGUGUGUGCUUAAGUUGUUUUGGAUACCAAAGACAUUGUAGAAUAUAAGUACAUUCUAAUCAUCAGUUAAAAGUUGUUUAAAACAAUAGUUUUACAUAAUUUAUUAUUAGGUUAAUAUUGUAACAUUAAUAUUCAAUGACAUGAACUAUAUGGAUGGUAAUGAAGUUGUUAUGGUGAACAAAAUCAGUUGAGAUUGAAUUAAAGGAAUACUGAUAACACCUCACAUAGGCAGG
This is a messenger RNA of Anneissia japonica, 7201 nucleotides long. RefSeq lists its product as uncharacterized. The transcript is spliced from 17 exons. NCBI's taxonomy places the organism in Eukaryota, Metazoa, Echinodermata, Crinoidea, Comatulida, Comatulidae. The record is from RefSeq and is a predicted model, not a curated record. Gene Ontology annotation, biological process: protein deubiquitination. The coding region runs from base 247 to 4557 and encodes 1436 amino acids. Gene Ontology annotation, molecular function: cysteine-type deubiquitinase activity.